UUUGGGGACUUCAAGGACAAUCCAAUGGCGAUAUUUCAAGUUCUCUAUUUUUCAACGGUGUUAGCUAGUUGCUUGAAAGCUUUUUGCACUAAAUAACCUCCACCCUUUAUGCCCCAUGAUGCUCCAUAGCCAGCCACCAUCCUUUUGUCCUUUUUUGCUUCUGAUUUUUCCCUAGUGUCUUCCCCUUUUCUUUGUUCUUCAUCGUUCUAAACAGACCCUUUGUUGGGACCCUUCAAGGGUUCUUUCUUUUUUUUUCUUUUUUCGAUGAAUUGUUUCUGUGACAGAGAAGAAGCAAGCUCUGGGUUUUUUUUUCAAAGCCAGGAACCAUAGGGUUCUUCAUGUUUUGAUCUGUCUGUAUGUGAAUGAUUGAAGUGUUUGGUUCAAAAGAAAAUCAGAAACAUCAAAGGAAAAAGAGGGGGGAAAAGCAGUUUCUUUUUGUUUUGUAAGCUUGCAUUUAGGGAGGCAAAAGGAACCAUGGAAAAAGAGCUAAGCUUUGAGAAGAAGAAGAUGACAAAGCAAUUGACGAGUAAAAAGGACGAUACGCCGCUGCACUCGGCGGUGAAAGCAGGAGAUUUCGAAUUGGUUUUGGAGAUGAUUAGUGGUAGUGGUGAGGAUGGAGAGUUGAAGGAUUUGUUGUCUAAGCAGAAUCAAUCUGGCGAAACCGCCUUAUAUGUUGCUGCUGAAUGUGGCUAUGCUGAUUUGGUGAAGGAGAUGAUGAAGUACCAUGACAUUGUUUUGGCUGGUGUUAAAGCAAGGAAUGGCUUUGAUGCUUUUCAUAUUGCUGCCAAGCAAGGGGACUUGGAGGUAUUGAAGAUUUUCAUGGAGGCCAAUCUUGAUCUUUCGAUGACUUUUGAUUCUUAUAACACCACAGCAUUGCACACUGCUGCAUCACAGGGCCACACUGAGGUGGUGAAUUUCCUCUUGGAAAAAGGCAGCAAUGUGGCCGUGAUAGCGAGGAGCAAUGGGAAAACCGCCUUGCAUUCGGCGGCUAGAAAUGGGCAUCUAGAGAUUGUUAAGGCCCUUUUGUCUAGAGAACCUGGAAUCGCGACAAGAAUUGACAAGAAGGGCCAGACGGCUUUGCAUAUGGCUGUUAAAGGACAGAAUGUUGAAGUGGUUGAUGUGCUGAUAAAAUGGGAUCCGUCUUUAAUAAACAUGAUUGAUGCUAAGGGCAACACAGCUUUGCACAUAGGAACUCGAAAGGGUAGGAUUCAGAUUGUUGAAAAGCUGCUAAAUGACUGUGGAGUUCACAAAAUGGUCAUCAACAAGUCCGGGGAAACGGUUCUCGACACUGCAGAGAAGAAUAAGCUAUCUGAUAUGGCAUGUAUCUUAAAAGAGCAUGGAGUCCAAUCUGCCAAAUCCAUCAAGCCUCAUCCUGCAAAUUCAGCUCGAGAACUAAAACAAACUGUAAGUGAUAUAAAGAAUGGAGUUCAUAACCAGCUAGAGCAUACACAUAAAACAAGAAAACGCGUUCAAGGAAUUGCAAAGCGGCUCAACAAAAUGCACGUCGAAAGUCUCAACAACGCUAUCAACUCCAGCACGGUGGUCGCUAUUCUCAUCGCCUCUGUUGCAUUCGCUGCCAUCUUCAACGUCCCGGGCCAAUACACCGACAGUCCCAGUGACAUCUCACCGGGUGUCUCCCCCGGACAAGCGAGAAUCGCCGUGAAACUGCCGUUCAUGAUCUUUGUUGUCUUCGACUCCAUAGCCCUCUUCAUAUCGUUGGCUGUCGUAGUAGUGCAGACCUCGAUUGUAGUCAUACAGAGAAAGGCAAAGAAGCAGAUGAUGGCAGUUAUUAACAAGCUCAUGUGGUUGGCGUGUGUGCUGAUUUCAGUGGCGUUUCUCGCCCUCUCGUAUGUCGUCGUCGGAGAAGACGAGAGGUGGUUAGCGAACCUUAUUACCGGUAUAGGGACUGUUAUCAUGGUAUCGACAUUGGGGACGUUGUGUUAUUGGGUGGUCGUGAACCGUAUAGAGGCUUCCAGAACUCGAAGCCUCCGUAGGUCUUCGAUGACCAGCAGAACUCAGUCAUUACCGACACCGUAUACGUCCGACACAGAGAUUCUAAACAAUGAGCACAAGAAACUCUAUGCGGUUUGAGUUUUAAUACACUAGAAACUCUUCAUCUCACGUUUAUAGAGUUGACUGACCGUAGCAGAAUGGCAGCAAAAACAGCAGAUAACAUGUAGACAUUUCAUUUUUGUGGUUCAACAGAUGAAGAAAUCAGUCAGUGAGUUGGCUUGAUUAUCCAUCAGCAAUGUUAUAUUUAACUUACCGGUGCUUUUUACUCGCUUGUUAGUACUAUUGAUUUUGAAUGCAA
This is a messenger RNA of Hibiscus syriacus, 2311 nucleotides long. Its product is annotated as ankyrin repeat-containing protein At5g02620-like. Lineage: Eukaryota; Viridiplantae; Streptophyta; Magnoliopsida; Malvales; Malvaceae. Gene Ontology annotation, cellular component: plasma membrane. The transcript has 4 exons. The record is from RefSeq and is a predicted model, not a curated record. Gene Ontology annotation, molecular function: protein phosphatase 1 binding; protein phosphatase regulator activity. Bases 475 to 2091 code for a protein of 538 amino acids.